This is a messenger RNA of Malaya genurostris, 4431 nucleotides long. It is a transcript of the gene drosha, whose product is annotated as ribonuclease 3. The record is from RefSeq and is a predicted model, not a curated record. Gene Ontology annotation, cellular component: nucleus. Gene Ontology annotation, molecular function: ribonuclease III activity; double-stranded RNA binding. Bases 214 to 4317 code for a protein of 1367 amino acids. NCBI's taxonomy places the organism in Eukaryota, Metazoa, Arthropoda, Insecta, Diptera, Culicidae. The transcript has 4 exons. Gene Ontology annotation, biological process: rRNA processing; pre-miRNA processing; primary miRNA processing.
AUUACAAUACAUGCCAGCAAUAAUAAUUGAUAAUAUUUUUUUAACAAUAUGAAAUUUAUUACUGUGCUUGGUUAGACUGCUUUUGGGUGUAAUAAAGACUGUUUUGUUGACUGAAUUAGCAAUCACACAAUUUAUCUGGAUCAGAAAUCAUUAUCACGACUAAACUAUUGUGAAAUUGAAAAUUUUGUUUCGAAAAGUGUUGCAAAUGCAAUCAUGAGUUUUCAUAAAUCUAACGUUCCAGCCUUGGGAUACGACCGGCACUCGCGUUCAACUGCAAAUCCGGAUGUCUAUAACAUUAAGCAUUCCUUAACGCCAGAUCCUCCGCCACCGGGAACAAUCCCAACUCCAAUAACAUUUCCAGUGCAACCCAAUUUCAGUGUUCCACCUCCUGCUUUACCACCCGGAAGGUUGACUGGUUUUGACCGACACCAAACGGCACCUCCAGAAGAAAACAAGUAUGAUCGGUACUCAUCGAAGACCUCGUCUAGUCAUCGGUACAAAUCCCACUACUCGUCAUCUUCAUCUACGCGUAGUUAUGGAUCAUCUAGCCGAAGUGAAAAAGGAUCUUCCAGUAAAUACUCGGAUUACAGUGGGAGAAACAGUUACAGAAGUCGUUCAUCGCCUCCUCCUUCCAAUCAAUCGGCGCAUAGCAGUCGUAGUUACUCAGUACCAAGUCGAGAUCACGAACGUCGUCGUCCUCGAAGCCGUGAACGAGAUCGUGUUUCGCGAUCUUCUUCGGUGCGAACGGAAUCGCGAAGAUCAGAUCAGUCUCCUACGACAAGUGAAGCGAAAGAGCGGCCUCCUCGAGUUUCUCGAUUUAAAUUGGAUUCUGAACGCGAAGCAAUUUUGUCGAAGUGGAGAAAGAAUUUUUGCGAGACACCUGAGGAUAUUCGGCGAAAGUUAGCAGAAUUAACUAAUAAUGACGAAAAGAGCAGUUGGGUUAGAUCUUCGCCAGCAGAUCUCCACUAUCGACGGGUGUCGGAUAAAAUUGUGGAAGGAACACCGCGACUGGACGCGCUCUGUGUGUUAUUUGAAAGAGAGUUGAUGCUUCGAGCGGACCGUGCUCGAUCCGAGCAAACUCCCUAUCAACCUCCACCGAGAAAGCACAAAGCUCGAGUAUGUCACCAUAAGAAUGAUAAAUGUUCUUCCUCAGAUUCAUCGGAUGAUGAACUGAAUUUUGAAGAGGAAUGUAGUAUGGAAGAAUUGACGGUGAAAAUCAAACAUCCGUAUAGAUUACACGUGGAUUUGUGGUUCAACGAUCCUGGUGAGAUGAAUGACGGGCCACUUUGUCGCUGCUCGGCAAGAUCCAGACGAUCCGGUAUCCGUCACGGAAAGUAUCCUGGCGAAAUGGGUUUCCCCAAAUGUUUGUCACACACCAAUAAUGCGGAUAAGCUGUACCACUACAGGAUAACUAUUUCACCACCAACAAAUUUUCUGACAAAAACUCCAACAAUUAUUAAACACGAUCAGCAUGAGUUCUUGUUCGAAGGAUUCUCACUUCUAUCACAUCAGCCGAUAGGGGAAUUGCCAACUUGCAAAGUCAUUCGGUUUAACAUAGAGUACACUAUCCUUUAUUUGGAAGAACAGAUGCCGGAAAAUUUCACAAUUCGUGAGCUGGAUUUGUUUGAGCGUUUUCUUUUCAAAGAGUUACUCGAAUUGGUGGACUUCACUGUCUUUCCAUCCGGAGCUAAAUCUGAGGAAUCGUGCCCAUGCUAUCAUUUUUUGCCAAGAUUCGUUCGUGAUUUACCAGACAACGGAAAGGAGGUACUGGCAAUGUGUGAGGUUCUUCGUUACUUGUUGGAUAGUUCGGGUCCUCUUGUUUCUCCUGAAAUACUGAAGGAGAUGAACGACAUGAGUCAGAUUGAAUGGCAGGACUACGUGGAUUACGUAAAAGGGAUGGUAGUUACCAAUCCAGGCAUGAAGCCCUGUUCGGUGCGAGUCGAUCAACUGGACCGGAAUGUCACCGAUGUCCCAAAGGCAAGCUUGACGGACGAUCAAGGACUGGUGCAUCCGGUUAUUGUGCACUUCGGUAUUCGUCCACCGCAGCUUAGCUACGCAGGAAAUCCAGAGUAUCAAAAGGCGUGGAGAGAGUACGUGAAGUUUCGACAUCUGAUUGCCAAUAUGUCCAAACCAUCGUUUGAUGACAAACGCAAGCUGGAAGCGAAAGAGAAUCGUUUGUUGGAAAUGCGAACCCAAGGACGGAUGAAGCGGAAUAUCACGGUAGCUGUGAGCGCUAAAGGUUUCCAUCGAACCGGUAUCAUGUGUGACAUGGUUCAGCACGCUAUGGUGAUUCCUGUGCUAACUGGACAUCUACGAUUCCAUCGUGCGCUAGAUGUGCUGGAAAAGUACAUUGAUUAUACCUUCAUCAAUCGAUACACUCUGCAGUUGGCUUUGACACAUCCGUCGUACAAGGAAAACUUCGGUACCAAUCCGGAUCACGCACGAAACAGCUUAACAAAUUGUGGCAUACGACAACCAGAGUACGGCGACAGAAAGAUACAUUUUAUGAACACCCGCAAGCGCGGUAUAAACACUUUGAUAAGCAUUAUGUCUCGCUUCGGCAAAGAAUUUGAAACUGAUAGUAAUAUAACGCACAAUGAACGGCUGGAGUUCCUCGGGGAUGCCGUGGUGGAGUUCAUCACGUCGAUUCAUCUGUUCCAUAUGUUUCCGGAUCUGGAGGAAGGUGGAUUAGCCACGUACCGUGCCGCUAUUGUUCAAAAUCAGCACUUGGCCGUGCUUGCGAAGAAACUGCACCUGGAAGAAUUCAUGCUGUACGCACAUGGUUCAGACCUUUGCCACGAGCUGGAGCUAAGACAUGCUUUGGCCAACUGUUUCGAAGCGCUGAUGGGUGCUCUACUUCUUGAUGGCGGCAUUGAGACGGCUGACCGUGUUUUUGCCUACGCACUGUUUCAGGAGGAUAGUAAUUUACGGAAUAUUUGGGUUAACUAUCCGCCUCAUCCGUUGCAGGAGCAGGAGCCUCUGGGAGAUCGGCAUCACAUCGAGUCCUUUGAAAUGCUGAAGACUCUAACCAAGUUCGAGGAUUCUGUCGGAGUUCGGUUCAACCAUAUUCGAUUGCUUGCGAGGGCUUUUACUGAUAGAUCUAUUGGAUUUACCAAUUUAACAUUGGGAUCUAAUCAACGUCUAGAAUUUCUAGGUGAUACAGUAUUGCAGCUGAUCUGUUCAGAAUAUCUUUACAGGCAUUUUCCGGAGCAUCACGAGGGCCAUCUAUCGUUACUGCGAAGCUCUUUAGUAAACAAUCGAACUCAAGCCGUGGUUUGCGACGAUUUGGGCAUGACAACUUAUGCGGUUUAUUCUAAUCCGAAGGCUGAUCUGAAAACCAAAGAUCGAGCAGAUUUACUAGAAGCAUUUCUAGGGGCUCUUUACGUCGAUAAAGGAUUAGAGCACUGCGAACUAUUUUGUCACGUAUGUUUGUUCCCAAGGCUUCAGGAUUUCAUCAUGAAUCAAGAUUGGAACGAUCCAAAAUCGAAACUGCAACAGUGUUGUUUAACUCUUCGAACGAUGGACGGCGGAGAACCGGACAUACCGAUUUACAAGGUUAUCGAGUGUAAUGGUCCAACAAACACCCGUGUCUACACGGUGGCGGUCUAUUUCCGUGGUAAACGGCUCGCAUGUUCGAACGGUCAUAGCAUUCAGCAGGCUGAAAUGAAUGCUGCUAAACAAGCACUGGAGAAUUCAAAGAACUUGUUUCCCCAGCUGGAUCAUCAGAAACGAGUUAUCGCGCAGAGUUUGAAGCGACAAAAAGUCCGUCGUUCGUCGCAUGAUGAUCGAUCAGAAGACCAGGAGCGAAGGGAUGAUGCUUCCUCGGAUUCUUCACAUAACGAUGAUUAUCAGAGAAACAAACGAAGGCGGUUAUCGGAGUCGCCAAGGCUUCCUAAGCAGUAUCAGAUGCAGGACAGCGACUGUGAUACAAUUAAUGGUGAUGAAAGAAACAAGAAAAAGAGGCGAUCAAAGAAAAUGAAGAAAGGCACUUCUGCCUCCGAAAAAGCAUCUGAUUCUCGAAAAAUUGAGCAAAAAUUGAUUAGUCUAGUAGAUCAGUACGAUUCUCUAUCAGAUGAGGUCGAUCUGCAGCUCGAAGCAAUUUCCGAAUCGGAAGAAGAGUUUGAAGGUCAAACUGUCCAAGCAGAACUUAACACUAGUAUGGUAUCCGAUGUGAGUAAAGAUGAUGACGAACAGUUAGAAGACAGCGACGUGGUAUCAAAGAUAACUGAAAGUACUUUUGCGAAUUCUGUGCAGAUAUUUAAAGUAGAUGGAACAGAUGACGUUUCAUCGGAUCUGGAAUCCGGCGAAAUUGAAUAAAUAUGGAUGCAUGUAGUAAUACUUAUUAACAAAAAAAAACAUUUUAUCAACUAAUAAAAAUUUACGUACUUUCACAAAUUGUCCUAAUAAAAACGUAUUCAAAAUUUAUUAAAC